This is a messenger RNA of Alternaria burnsii, 1827 nucleotides long. RefSeq lists its product as uncharacterized. Gene Ontology annotation, molecular function: chitin binding. The transcript has 3 exons. Bases 1 to 1827 code for a protein of 608 amino acids. The record is from RefSeq and is a predicted model, not a curated record. NCBI's taxonomy places the organism in Eukaryota, Fungi, Ascomycota, Dothideomycetes, Pleosporales, Pleosporaceae.
AUGCGUUGGAAUCUUCUUUUGCCUCUCGCAGCAGCAGUGACGCUCGCUGCUGGCAAAGUAUCAACGAACGCGCGAUGCGGAAAUGCCUACAAUGCCUCACCUGUUGGCAUGACCUGCAAGGGCUCGCAAUGGGGUAACUGCUGCUCCCAAUACGGUUACUGCGGCAAGACGAAGGACUACUGCGGAACUGGUUGUCAGUCACCUUUCGGUACCUGUAACAGCGUUCCCACAUCCGUGCGCAUUUCAACGACAUCAAGCCGCAGCAUCGCUUCUUCUACUAGAACUGCUUCGUCAGCAGCAGCAUCUUCUAGUGCAGCAAACAUGAAGGUCACGACGAAUGCACGUUGCGGAAACCUCUAUGGAGCAUCACCAGCAGGAAUGACCUGCUCUGGUGGAAAGUAUGGUAACUGCUGCUCUCAGUACUCGUACUGUGGAAGCUCAAGUACUUACUGUGGUGCGGGUUGUCAACCUGGGUUUGGAAAAUGCGAUGCUGUUUCUUCAAGCUCUACUGCCAGCACUUCGACUCUCGUCAGCUCCAGCUCUAGUAGUUCUUCUUCCUCUACUCCGGCUGUGGUCUCCAGCACUUCGACCAGUGAGCAGACCACCAGCACUACGUCAACCGAGUCCUCGUCCAGUGACUCCUCAACGGCAAUUCCCACCCCGGUCACCUCCAGCACGUCCUCGGAAAUCACCGUCACUUCGACCUCCUCUACCACCCCCUCUCCGUCGCCAACUGACGAAGCAUUCUGUGGCGUCGAAGGACAGAACAUUAUCGGGUUCAGAAUUCUCUCUACCAAGCCUUUCACGAGCUUAGAUGCAUGCAGGGCAGACUGUAGGGCAGACAGCGCAUGUCUGAGCUUCAUCGUCUACACAACUGUGUGCUACCUCAGUCCGGUACGGAUAACCAGCGCCACCGUUGAAGCUCGACCAGGCACCGGCCUAACGUUCUACAAUCUUGAUUGCGUAGCCGAUGCUUCGGCAGCCACCUCAACCUCGACCUCAACCUCUACCUCUACCUCUACCUCUACCUCUACCUCUACGUCAACUUCAACCUCCGCCACCCCCACUCCGUCACCGACCGGGUUCUGUGGCAUUGAAGGAUACGACACUGUCGAUCUCCAAGUGAUCUCUUCUAACCCCUUCACGACUUUAGAUUCAUGCAUAGCAGACUGCCAGGCCCAGAGCGUAUGUGGAAGCUUCAUCGUCUAUUCGAACACGUGCUACCUUACUAGGGUACCGAUUACCAGUACCAACGUUACUCCUCAACUAAAUACCGGCCUGAAAUUCUACAACCGUGAUUGCGUAUCCAAUGCCUUGGCAGCCACCGCCCCGUUUUCAACAUUGGCAACAUCUACAGUGCCUACCUCCACCAGCACUACCAGCACAUCUACUUCUACCGUCUGCACCACUCCAGCGCCAACGACAUCCUGUGUCGCGUACCCCGGCUGUCCAAAGUUCACCGCAGGUCUCGCAAACAGCUGUCCUUCCUACGGUGGGCAAUGCCAAGACAACUACUUUGUCCGCUGCGAACAGUCACCAGCUCCAGGCUCCCAAACUAUCCUUGACAUUCCCAACAUCUCAGUCGACGAGUGCCGUCAAAGACUCAAGAUGUCUAGCCAACCGAGUUCAAGCCGUCUACUAGACCUACCCAGAGAGCUCCGCGAUAUGAUAUACGAAUACGCUCUCACUGAAGAUCAGGGUCUGCUUCUUGUUGAGCACGACGACACCCAGAAGGGUUUCAGGGAUGCCGAUCGACUGAUCCUAGCACCGAAUCCAACUGCCUCAAAUACGUUUGUCGUCAGCUAUACUACGAAACCAAAGGCUUAG